Messenger RNA from Arctia plantaginis, 1836 nucleotides. The record is from the annotation of a GenBank genome assembly. NCBI's taxonomy places the organism in Eukaryota, Metazoa, Arthropoda, Insecta, Lepidoptera, Erebidae.
AUGGAAGACAUGGCAAGAUUGGCCGUGGUGGAGCAAAGUAUUGGAGAUGUGGAUAAAUUUAAUAAAAUACUAUAUCAACUAUUGCGGCAUAUGACCCACAUUUUAAAUAAUCCUCACGACUACGACAUGCGAACGUUAAAGACUGACAUCCUGGAAGAUGUUCUUCAACACGAAGCGUUUAGUGAUUACCUUAAAUACGUUGGCUAUAGACCUGAAGGCUGUAACCUUGUAUAUGACAAGGAACUGCCGCUAAGUAAAUUGAGAAUGGCUCAGGCUGCUAUAGAAAGGAAAAUCAACUUCUGCUAUGGAGUCCAACCUUCAAGACUAAUUCUUAAACCUAGUGCAAGACAAGGCAAGAAAGUAGUGCUGCAGCCUACAAACAUUCUGACUACAAAAAAUCCAUUUCUGCAAUCAAUCCAAAAUUUGUUUAAUCGUGUUCUGGAGUAUGAAGAUGAAGACCUGCAGGUACUGGCCCGAGAGCAGAUCCCAAUAGUGACGCUGCAGCUUAUGGCUCUUGAUAGGGUUAGAGAGCAGCAGAAGAGAAUCAAAUCUGGUGAGACGAAAGAACUGGACCUACCGUUCGAUGUGGCUUUAUUAAUGGAAUUAUUGAGCUGGUUUAAAUACAAGUUCUUCUCGUGGGUUGAUCAGCCUCCGUGCGAUAUUUGCGGUGGACCCACCGUCUUGAGAAAUACAGUCACCGCCACUUCCGAGCAAGAGACGUGUAGGAUGGAGAUGUACUCGUGUGGCCCGUGCGGGCCUCGCGGCGGGUCGCGCUUCCCGCGGUACAACCGCUCGCGAACGCUGCUCCGCACGCGGCGCGGCCGGUGCGGCGAGUGGGCCAACUGCUUCGCGCUUCUGUGUCGUGCGCUCGGGUACGACACGCGCUACGUGUACGACACUACCGACCACGUGUGGUGUGAGGUUUUCGACAAUGACUCCAAGACUUGGCUGCACGCGGACCCAUGCGAGGCGAAGUUAAAUACGCCGUUGAUGUACGAACACGGUUGGGAUAAAAAGCUUUCAUACGUAAUCGCAGUCUCCCGGGAUGACAUACAAGAUGUAACAUGGAGAUACACCCUCAACCACAAGCAAACAUUGUUGCGUCGCAACAGUUGUUCGGAGCAAGAACUACUGGACUCGUUGUCAUCGCUGCGUGAGCAUCGCCAGCGCCACCUGUCUGAGGCGCGGCGCAAGUACCUCGCCAAGCGGACACUCCAUGAACUCGUUUUACUCAUGCAAGAAAAGAAGCCUACAGAUUAUGAAUCCCAUGGCCGCAUAUCUGGUUCGAUACAAUGGCGCAGUGAGCGCGGUGAGGUCGGCAAAGGACACACGUUCGUUUUCACAAGGCCCGGGAACUGCGCAGUGGGCUACAAUUCUGGUGCCGACAAGUAUUCGGUCUCAGAAGAAGGACUGGAAGACAUCUCCAUAAACGGUUGGGCUGCUGGUGUUUACCAAGCUGAAAAUAUCUUCAGAAAGGUCGAGUAUGACUGGAAACAAGCCUAUCUGGCCAGAGAAGAGGGCCAAAGCUCGGGGUCGGUGGCUUGGCGGUUCAUGGCGAAAGGUGGUCUUCAUUUAACAGACAUAACUAUGCGCAUCAGUACCGCGAUCUACGAGAACGGCAGUAUACAGUGGACUAUACAAUACGAUAGUAAUGAACCGGAGCCCUUGACAUUCGACGAGAACGGGCGGGUGUCGCUGAGCGCGUGCGCGUGCGCAGUGGUGCGCGCGCGGCUGGGCGGGGGGCGCGGCGCGGUGGCGUGGCAGCACGCGCAGCUGUGCCGCGCGUCGCUCGACCAGCCGCGCGCCGCGCUCCAGCUCCGCGCCACGUGCGUCUGA